Molecule: messenger RNA, 1510 nt
Organism: Pangasianodon hypophthalmus (striped catfish)
Lineage: Eukaryota; Metazoa; Chordata; Actinopteri; Siluriformes; Pangasiidae
Gene: fgf17
Product: fibroblast growth factor 17
Exons: 5
Coding region: 574-1218 (214 amino acids)
Biological process (GO): cell differentiation; fibroblast growth factor receptor signaling pathway; regulation of cell migration
Cellular component (GO): cytoplasm
Molecular function (GO): growth factor activity; type 2 fibroblast growth factor receptor binding; type 1 fibroblast growth factor receptor binding
Source: RefSeq, a predicted model, not a curated record
AACACUAGAAGGCUUCUCUGUCUGGGAGAAAGGGAGGUUGCAGAACCCCUGAUUUGGAUGCAGUGUAACUUACAACUUGGGGUUGGUGUGUGUGGCGCGUUAAGGGGCGUGGUUUUAAACACCAUUGGUCUGCGGUCACUUCAGUCUGGAGACCGGUGUGGAUGUCUGUCAUUUCGGUGCAGUGAGUGACCGGAGACGCGCCGCGCGCUUUAAGAACCGGAGCACGAGCCUGCACACCGGCGCAGCACAGCCGCGGCACUAUGAGCGCGUGCCGCCAACACAGUUAACUAACAAACACCAAUAACACACACACACACACACACACACACGGCCUACAGCAUACGAUGGAACCGCACCGCUGUCUACGGAUGUGCUCUUCUGACUUCGGCUCGGGAUUCGGAUUUAUUGAUUCGGGUUUACUCUCUUUCUGAGGACACUGUAUUUAUUAUUUAUUAUUUAUUAUUAGCUGCUGGAUUUGAAUCUGAUCAUUUAAAGCACGAGCCGCUGGAUUACUACUACUGUUUUUUUUUUUUUUUUAAUAUAUAUUAUUUUUGGGGAAAUAAUCUCAAGAAGAUGUAUGGAAUUAACCAGCGCUGUUUUUACUUAUCUUUUCACUUCUUCGUGGUCUGGUGCCAUGCACAGGGGGAGAAUGAGCCUUCUCCUGAUUUUAAGCAGCACGUGAGGGAGCAGGGCGCGCAGACGGACGAGCUCAGCCGGCGGCAGGUGCGCGUGUACCAGCUCUACAGCCGCACCAGCGGGCGCCACGUGCAGAUCCAGGGCAAGCGCGUGAGCGCCACCGCGGAGGACGGCAACACUUUCGCCAGGCUGUAUGUGGAGACGGACACAUUCGGCAGUCGGGUUCGGAUCAAAGGAGCCGAGAGUGGUCGAUAUCUCUGUAUGAACCGACGAGGAAAGCUGGUGGGCAAGGCCAGCGGCAGAGGCAGGGACUGCAUCUUCACCGAGAUCGUCCUGGAGAACAACUACACCGCCUUCCAGAACGCCAAGUAUGACGGCUGGUACGUAGCCUUCACUAGGAAAGGGAGACCCAUCAAAGCCUCCAAAACCAGGGAGAACCAGAGGGAAGUCCACUUCAUCAAGCGGCUCCACAAAGGCCCCCUUCCCUUCCCCAACUCGGACCGACCUAAACACUUCGAGUUCAUCAGCUUCCCUCCGAUGCGGCGAGCCAAGCGUAACAGGAAAUCACACACAGCUUCCUAACGCUGGGUGCCACAGACCUACAGGACUGAUUUUUUUUAUAACAAGACAGAAGAGGAAGCUAUAUUUUUUAUAUUUUCAUAGUUAAUGGACAUAAAAAUGCAAAAAAAAAAAAAAAAAAAAAGAAAGAUGACUCGUUAUAAGGGGGUGACUUGUACAUAUGGUAAGAUAAUGGGAGAUGAUGUAUAUAUUUAAUAAGCUCAGAAUGUUUGUGUGAGUUGUGUGAGCGCUUUGUGAAGAGAUGCAGGAGACACUGAAUUAUGGCAUAUUCAGUAAUAAAUGAGAUUAUAAAAUA